Messenger RNA from Cephus cinctus (wheat stem sawfly), 3509 nucleotides. Its product is annotated as cytosolic carboxypeptidase-like protein 5. NCBI's taxonomy places the organism in Eukaryota, Metazoa, Arthropoda, Insecta, Hymenoptera, Cephidae. Gene Ontology annotation, molecular function: zinc ion binding; metallocarboxypeptidase activity. Gene Ontology annotation, biological process: proteolysis; protein deglutamylation. The record is from RefSeq and is a predicted model, not a curated record. Bases 318 to 3011 code for a protein of 897 amino acids. The transcript is spliced from 11 exons.
GGGGGAAGGUCGUCAGAUGCAACAUUCACAUACAGUUGGUUUUCUUCAUAAGCAUCUAGUUCGUGGUUGUGGCCAGUGGAAAAAAAACAUUAAUGAAAUGGACUCGUCCGUAAGUUCAUAAAGAAUAAAACUAUGAAAAGCAAAUAUAUUUAAAGUCAUUCGAAAAGAAUACACACGGUAUCGUCAUGAAAAUGAAUUUAUGGAAUAUUCGUUAGUGAAGAAACAUGAGAAGAAAGGAUAUUUUCGUUGUCAGAAAGAGACUGAGCGAUAUUGACAAAUAAAUAUUUUGUAGGAAAUCAUGUAACGUGUGUCGUACCAUGGCAACCGCAACGGAAGAUAUAAUAUGUGGCAGUUUCGUGUUUUAUAACAACUUUGACUCUGCCAAUUUAGCCAAGGUUGAACAGGUCAAAAGAAGCGAGACAACUGACAAUGAUGGUUGCGAGAAUGAGGGUAAAUCCUGUAAAAGUGUAGAUUCCGAAGAAGCACCGGACUAUGAGUUUAAUGUGUGGACUAAGCACGAUUGCCAUGGAACUGAAUUUCAAAAUUCCAACAGGACCUGGUUUCAUUUUGGCGUCAAAGCAAGUGUGCAGGGUGCUUAUGUUAAGAUCAAUGUGGUAAAUCUUAAUAAACAGGUGAAAAUGUUUAGUCAGGGUAUGUGUCCAGUAUACAAAACCAUACCAGGUCAUCCUCAGUGGGAAAGAAUACGAGAGAAGCCUACCUACAGUUUGGAUCACAAAGGUAGUGAAUUCACACUAUCGUUUGUAUACCGUACAUCUGAAAAUCCUAAGGCCAUCACUUACAUCGCUUUCACCUAUCCAUUUACGUACACUGAUCUUCAGCAAUAUUUGAAAAAGAUUGGUACUAAAAUGAUUAAAAAAAAUACAGUCACUGCGGAUGAUAUCUAUUAUCAUAGAGAGUGUGCUACAACGUCAUUGGAAGGACGCAGACUCGACCUACUCACUAUAAGCUCGCAUCACAACAUAUCCACGGAGAGAGAGGAUAGGCUGAAAAAUAUGUUUCCAGAAAAGAACGAGGAGAGGCCUUUUAAAUUUAAGGGAAAGAAGGUCAUUUUUGUAAGCGCACGGGUCCAUCCAGGCGAGACGCCUUCAAGUUUUGUUUUUAACGGUUUCCUCAACUUACUACUGACUCAAGAUGAUCCAAUGGCGAUCAAUCUACGUCGUCUAUAUGUGUUCAAAAUGAUUCCGAUGCUCAACCCUGAUGGUGUGGUCAGAGGUCAUUAUCGGAUGGAUACAAGGGGUGUGAACUUAAAUAGAGUGUAUCUUAAUCCUUCAGUAAAGAAUCAUCCGACAAUAUACGCUGCAAGAGCUUUAAUCAGAUACUAUCAUUACUGUUAUGAAUUACCAGACGAAAUGGAAUCGGAAAAAGAAUUUGAAAAUAUUAGCUUAGACGUGAACAGUGGUAGUGCAUCAGAUAUAAAUGAAUCUUUACUAAACGUAAUUAAAGAUACAACAAAUAAGUUACUCCAACAGGUGACGUCAAUGACGCUUGAUGAAAAAAACAUAGGCGAAUCAGAAUCCAAACGCAGUUGCGAAUCUUCCAAAGAAAUUACAAAAAUUAAUCUGCACGCAGAAGGUGAAGACCUUUCUCGUACCGUAGAACAAAGCAUCGAAAAUUCAGCGGAUGCAUGCAACAAAAAAGAUGCUACUGCAGUCCGACAAGUAAAAGUGCAACCUGAAGAUUCUGGACUGUUCUUAUACAUUGACCUACAUGGUCACGCCUCGAAGAAGGGCGUCUUCAUGUACGGCAACUAUUUCGAUGACCCUGAAGAUACAAUAAUGUGCAUGUUACUUCCGAAAUUGAUGUCCAUCAAUAAUCCUAAUUUUCACUUCACCUCCUGCAACUUUGCUGAAAGAAAUAUGUAUCUUAUUGACAAGCGUGACGGUAUGUCACGAGAAGGAUCAGGUCGAGUGGCGGUACAUAAAUUGACAGGACUUGUUCGCAGCUACACUUUAGAGUGUAAUUACAAUUCGGGAAGACUGGUCAAUUCCAUACCAGCAAAGAUUCGUGAUGGAUCUAAUAAAAAUCAGGCGCAUAUGUUCGUCCCGCCUAAAUAUACACCGGCAGUGUUCGAAGAGGUUGGCGCAGCACUAGGUCCAUCGAUUCUUGAUAUGACGAAUAAUAAUCCAAACAGCCGACUACCCAAUAGCCAAUAUCGUUCACUGAGAGGCGUAAGAACCUACUUGAAAUUAACGUACGUGAACAAUUUUACAGCCUCGUUCAACAAGCCGCUAAAUAAGAAUGCUACUACAACUACAGCACAGGAUACAGUACUGGUUGAAGCACUUGGACCAAAACUGGGUUGUGUUCCUGAGGAUGAUGGAAGCAGCUUGUCUACGAGUGAAUUGAACCCUGUUAAGAGGACAAGUAAAGCACGUCGGCCAACGAGUCUUUACACAGUUGUAAAGAGGAUAAAGAGCACUAAGAAGCCAAGGCAGAUUGUCAAUUCGAAAACUUCAAAGAGUCAGGCUGGCAACAAUAUGGAGACCAUAGCCAUGGUAGUGCCUGGGAUAGGCAUUAAGAAGAAAUUAUUUAAACCAUCAGAUUACUAUCCUGCAGCGACAAGGAAUCUUGAGAAUAUUAGAUCUGUUUUCCCAGCUCCGUUAAAAUGGCAUAAGCGUCCUGGGAGAAAAUUGGCUCUUAAUAAUGUUAUUAAAAAAACGAUACAAACUGAGCAAACAAGCAUUAUUAAACAGGGCACUAAAAGAUUGAAGGUAGUGUCUCCUAAACUUUCAAAAACUCGUCCAGAGAUUGGAGAGUCAUCGAAGGCAUCCAGUUUGGAGAAAACAACAUCCAAGGCAUCAUCGAAAGCUUUGUUCUUGUGUAACAAGCAAAGUGCAAAGAGUGCUUUCGGCAGGGCCAGAAAGCAAUGCAUGAAGAUCGAACAGACAAAAUCAAACAAGUCUUCCAAGAUUAAAGCAAAGAAUUUAAACCAAUUAGUUAAUGAUAAAUCAUUGAACCAUGAUCUGGCUAGAUCAGAAAUCAUUGAUUGAGAUCUGGAUUUAUGGAACUUCACACAAGUUCGUUUUUAAUAUUUAAUGGGAAUUAUUAUAAAAUUACUUGUUCCUCAUAUUGUUCUAUGUGUCAAUAACAUCUGAGAUGUAAUUAUUGACGUUUCUAUUUAUAUUGAAAAUCAGACGGAUUUUGAUAAUCGGAAUAGCUAUGUAUGAAUCUAUAUAUAUAUACAUAUACACUUCUCAGAGAAAUGGAGCAACGCUCAUCGUUUUUUACCGGAAUUACGUAUAUUCCAAUAAAGCCAGAAUAAUCAAUAAAACCACAAUCCCGUCGGAAUUAUAUUUCUUUGAUCUCAAAGCAGACAUCUUGUUACCGAAACUGUUUCUACAAACGCCAAGGCAUGUGGUCCAUUUGUUACAUCGUAUCGAGUUUAAUAUAAUAUAUAUUACAUAUAAAAACUAUAUACUAUUUCCAAGAGUGCACUGCUCGCUGUAUAAAAAUAAAUUUCUUAAAUACAAUAUACAUCCAAUAAAAAA